Molecule: messenger RNA, 10748 nt
Organism: Orcinus orca (killer whale)
Lineage: Eukaryota; Metazoa; Chordata; Mammalia; Artiodactyla; Delphinidae
Gene: CCDC89
Product: coiled-coil domain containing 89
Exons: 2
Coding region: 6251-7366 (371 amino acids)
Source: RefSeq, a predicted model, not a curated record
UUUUGGGCUAAUAUUUCUCCAGAGUCUUUACUGCAACUCUGGGCAUCAUUUCCUCUAAAUGGGAAGCUUCAGCUGUGUUAUUAAGAGUAGAACUUUUAUUUUUAAAAAGUAGUUGAGGGACUUCCCUGGUGGCACAGUGGUUAAGAAUCCACCUGCCAAUGCAGGAGACUCGGGUUCGAGCCCUGGUCUGGGAAGAUCCCACAUGCCUUGGAGCAACUAAGCCCAUGCACCACAACUGCUGAGCCUGUGCUCUACAGCCCGCGAGCCACAACUACUGAGCCCGUGAGCCACAACUACUGAGCCCAUGUGCCACAACUACUGAAGCCCGCGUGCCUAGAGCCUGUGCUCCACAGCAAGAGAAGCCACCGCAAUGAGAAGCUCACGCACUGCAAUGAAGAGUAGCCCCUGCUCGCCGCAACUAGAGAAAAGCCUGCAUGCAGCAAUGAAGACCCAAUGAAGCCAAAAAUUUAAAAAAAAAAAAAAAAGUAGUUGAAAAGCUUUGAAGAUACAUUAACAUUUAUUCUUAAAGUUUUCCACAAAGACAUUUUUGGGUCAUUUGAUACAUAAAGCAUUACUCCCCCUUAGAACCCCACUAGCUCACCAUCUCAAAACAAGCCCUGAUUUAAUAUAGGUUGGGGGAAGCCUGGGUGGUGAGGGGAGGGUGAGAUCUUACAACAGGUAUCUAACGAAUGUCAUUGAAAACAUCUGGAGUGCUUGCCUCCUUUCCCCGAAACAGAUGCUAGAACCUUCGACCCACUGGCCAGUAAGAGCAGCUAACCUAAAACAACGCCCUUCCCUCAUUGUCUCUCAAGGUCUUUUAGGAGGGUGGUUAAUCUAGCUGUAUUUCCUCUUCCUGUUCUGGCUGCAGGGAGGGACAAGAUGAGGUGAAAGGAGGCACAUCUCCAAGAUCGGCUGGAGCCAUAGCAGAAGUACAAAUCCUGUUCCAGCUCCUGCCACUUCAUAGUACAAGCUACUUUCUCAGCCCUUUUUUCAGUUACCUGCUCAGCCAUCUGCCAGCAUCCAGCCAGCUAUGAAGCAUGAAUGAGAUGAGUCCUAGUAUCUCCCCAUCUAGGACUAGGAAUGCCCGCCUCCCACAUCCCCAGAUCCCCAAGACACCAGAGGGGACAAUAGAACCAUCGUUGCAUCUGCCCACAGAACUUCCAACUGCCUCGGGUCAUCCAAGGGGAUGUCGUGUCACAUUGUUUUUCCGAAAAAAUCUAUAAAAGCUUUAAUCUCACCUGGCUACAAGAGGAAGGCUAAAUGGGAUUUUCAUGCAUUAUAAAGUGUAGGCAACCUGAAUUCUUUGGUGAACUCAAGUUGACAGACUUUUCAUCCAGUGGGAUUUUUAGGCAAAGUCCCUGCUGAAAUUUUUUAUUUUCUUAAACUGGAGGCAUUUCCUUGAACUGCAUGUUUUAGGGCUCUUUUUCUUUUUCCAGAAACCCAACCAGAAAUAAGCCCCAAAGGGAGAUUUAUUGGAAAUAAACUGUUAGCCCAGAGAAUUAAGGAAGCACUACAGGAACUAGAUUACUUUGGGGACUCGUGGGCUGGAACCAGGAACUCAGAUACUGUCUCUCCUCUUCCUCAGGGACAGGCAGCUCCAGCAUCACAAGCUCUCAGCUAAAGCACUUCUCUUUCCUGGAUUCAGCUUGAGAGAGCUCUGGGAGAAACUGGCCAGGCUUGGGUCACGUCCCCACCUAUUGGACCACUCACGGUAGCCAGGAAUGGAUAGGGUAAGAUCUUAUGCUUGGCCCUGCGUGGAUUAUGUGUCCGCCCUGUGGCCAGGGAGAGGUGAUCCAUUUUCAGAAGAAUAGGGUAUCAUACACAUGGGCACUGGAGAAAUCAAGAGCUAGGUAGCCAUGUAAUUUGUUUCCCCCUUUGGUGAAAAUGCUUCAAAAUUCCAUUAUUUAAAAAAUGAAAUAAUAUUCCAAAGAGUCACUGCUGACUGUUUCCAGGGAGGCCGAAAUUUCCCCAACCAUCAUGACUGCUGCAGCUUUUAAGUAGAUGGUGAGGAUCCUGGGAACUGCAUAACCUGUUCACAUGGCCUAGGAGCCCACCAAAGCAUGAUUAUUGUUAGCCUAGGCUUACGUCCAGGGAACUUGCUUGGACUUCUUUGUACAUCUCUCAUCCAUACUCACCAUCUAAGUAAAAAGUCCCCAAACAUCUGCCUUCUCUUGUACUCUUAGGCAUUUGUACAUCUUCUCUCAUUUAAUUCUGACAAUAUUUUGAAACAUAGGCAUUAUUAUCCACAUUUUAUAGUUGGCAGGGAACAAAGAAACUAAAGCACAGAGAGGUUAAGUUGUCCCAAGAAGAAUUCUUGUCCCAAGAAGAAUCCCCAUUCUCCUUUGGGAUUACUCUCCUAUUUCCUCUCCUGUCUCCACUCCCCCGCAGGCUCAUUCACUAAUUUCACUAGUUUGUUUUACAAAACAAAUGCUCCCACACAUUUGAUCCAAUCACAGAACAUUCCUUCCACUUCCUUGGCUGACUUGUUCCUAAAGAACUGGUUCUUCUUCAGCCUUACAAAAAGAAGACUCUCACUCUUCACAUUCAACACCUCAGUCAGGAUGUGGGAUCAGAUUUCAGAUCAUUGUGCCCCUAUUUUUAUUCUUUGAGAAGAGUGAUGUGUCCAAUUGAUCCAUGAUUAUGUUAGCAGUUAUCAUACUGAAUUGCUGUUUUUCUAUUAUUUGUCUCCAUCAUUAGAUGGUAAUUAUCUUAAGAACUGGGACUGCAAACCUUGGACAUAACAGUUUCUCAGUAUGUGAAUUGAACGAAUGAAUGAUUAAGCAAAUGAAUGAAUGAUGAACUAAAGACCAUGGGGUUCAGUAUCAAAAAAUCUGGGUUUGAAUUCUGUCUCUAUCACUCUCUGAGUGACUUGGGACAACUUAACCUCUCUGUGCAUUAGUUUCUUUGUUCCCUGCCAACUAUAAAAUGUGGAUAAUAAUGCCUAUGUUUCAAGAAUAUUGUCAGAAUUAAAUGAGAGAAGAUGUAAAAAUGCCUAGUACUAUGUAGGGCAUAUAGAAGAACUCUGUAAAUAGCAGCUUUAAAAAGGAGAUGUUAAAAGACUUAACAAAGACAAGUGGAGGGAACUCGUUGGUCACCACUAGGGAGAACAUUGGCCAAGGCUCAUGACUUGGACCUCUGGAAUAUAUACUGGAUACCUUCAGGGUCAAAGGUAGGGGGGAAAAUGGCAUAACAAAGAAAACCAUGGCAGAAAGGAGCCAAAAGUCAUUAUUACUAAACUGAAAGUUCUCUGAGAAGAGUGAUAUACCUAAUUUAUUAAUGUAUACUUAGCAUCUAGCGCUGCACCAUACAUUACAAAUGUUUGUUGAAUAAAUCAGUGAAUGAAUACUGAUUAGGAUCUUUUGAGAUUCUUAACCUUGACAAGUGAUCUAUGAAUUUAAUAUUUAAAAUAAUUUUAAUGUAGAAGAGAUAUAUAAAAUAUUCCUAAUGUAGAAAAUGUAUUUAAUCAACAGAUUUCAUUGAGCAGCCAUUAUGUGCAAGGGACUUAGGUACAAAGAGAGGGGAAAGCGUCGGUAAGCUCAUCCUCAAGAAACAACUGCUAUUAACAUCUUGAGUAUUUUUCCUCUUUUCUUUUCUUUUCUUAGGAAACAUAUUCUGUGAAUUCACUUUACUACAUCAGACAACCAUAUAUGAUAAUCAGCAAAUAAAAUUUUCAAUGUAUGUCUGACCCUUUUAUUUAAAUGAAGAGGACUAUUCUAAUUUUCUAGUCACUUGCCUCAACUUUUCAAGUUCCAUUUCAGUAUACGAAGCUUGAAAUUGAAGGAAAAGUGAAGAAGAGAUGUGAGGGGGAAAUUAAAAAUAAGUUUCACUCACAUUUUUUAAUUCACUUUCAUAAACCCUAAAUAACCUACAAUUUAAGUUAUUAAAAUUUUAGUUCAGGAGAUUUUCCGAGCCUUUUGCUGGUGAAAGCUUUCCCUGAUAGACAGAUUCAGGAUUUGGGACAGGAGAUCCUGAUCUUUGAGACCAAAGCAAAAAUCUCAAACUCUUCUUUCAGAUCUAUUUUGCUCUAAGUGAAACCUGAAGCAUUUAAAAAUCCAUCCAUGUAUAGUAACACCCCAGGCUUUUUCCUUAUCAUCAUGACUUGAGAAAUUAAGUCUGACCACAGACUUAACAGUGAUUGCAGGAAUAGCUAACUCUUUGCUCUGUGCUUAAGUUUUCACAUCAUUAAGAUCAUUCUAAAUUUUAACUCUUUUAUCUCUCUUUUUUCAAUUAUCUUUCAAACACAAGUAUUUCCAUGCCAUUAAAUUACCUAUAAACAUGAUAAUGUUUAAUGUCUACAUAAUAUUCUAUUAUAUGAAAAUAUCAUAAUUUUCUUUAAAUUUUCUCUUUUUUGGACAUUUUGGUUUCCAACUUUUAGCCGUUAUAAACCACACUUGGAGCAAAACUUUUUCUUUCAGAAAAAGGCCUUUCUUUCAGCAAAGAUCUCCCCCAGACGGACAAUCAUUAAUUCAAAAGGCAUAAAGGUGUUUUAAGUUCUCAAUACAUCAAUUGACUUUUACCAUGGUAUAAGAGAGCACCUAUUUCACUAUACCCUUACCAGGUAUCUUAAAUAAUAAUACCAGGUAUCUUAAAUACCAGGUAUCUGGGUCAUCUUAAAAGAAGGGGAAAAUUUUUGACUAAUUUGAUAGAUGAAAUGAUAUCUAAUGUUAACUUAUAUUUAUUGGAUCCCUGAUAGGGUUCAAUUCUUGGCCAUUUCUGUCCCCUCAUCUGUGAAUUCAAUUGUUUAUUUCUCUUUUAAGAUGUUAACGCUUUAUUGAUUUGUACAGGCUCUUUGUAAAAAUAUAAAUCUGUUGUCUGUCAUAUUUAUGGUGGAUAGUUUUCUCUAUUCGAUUUUUGCCUUCAACAUCCAUUCAACACAUAUUUAUCUGAGUCUCCCCAAGGCAUUGGUCUAGUCAUCAAGGAUGAAACAGACACAGUUCCUGCCCCUAAGGAUCUCCGAGUUUAACAGGGGAAGGCAGGGGAGUAAAUGAUGAGUGCAGUAAGGCUUUCAAAUGCUCUGUUGGAAGUACAAAUAGACUAGAGUGGCCGCACUAAAAGAGGUGAGUGGUCACGUCUACACUUACCGGCUAGGAGAGGCUUCACAGAGGAGGUGAUUCUUAUCUAAGUAUAAAAUGUUGGGUAAAUUACUAGAGCGACAAGGGACAAAGUGGGAAAAAGCAUUCCAGGCAGAGGGAACACCUACAGACAGGGCCUGCUAGGGAAACGUCAAUAGCUGGUGUUAGGCUAGGGAAUAAAACUAAAACGUCAGGCAGGUCUUGAGAAAGAAGGGGCUCCAGACCUCAGAGUCACAUAAUUUUUUAAAUUAUAUAUAACUUUAGAUGUUUAAGUCAAAUUGAGUGUUACCUUAUUCAUCUCUUACAUAAUAUUUAAGCUAAGAAAGUCCUUCCUGACCCAAAACUUUAAUACUUACCUUGUUUUCCUCUAGUUUCCAUUUUUAAUACUUUGUUUUCAUUUUAGUCUUUACAUUUAACUGUUUAAUCCAUCUGGAAUUGACUUUGGUGUGUAUAAGGUAAGCCUCAUUUGAUUCUUUUUUCUGUUUUAAUGUUUAUCACGUCUAUAUUGUCCAUUAAGCUUUUCUCCAUAACCCUAUUGUGCCAGUGGGUAAAACAGGGAGUGCUGAAUAGCUAAUAAAAUGUAUUCCCAGUUGGGGACAAUGCUUCAGGAAACAAAAGAAAUUUCUCUGGGGUUUGCUCUUUCUCAGAGGUGUGUUAAACACUACAGGUACAAACUCACAGCCAUUUAGGAUCACCGCUCUCAGAGUACUACUGCUACUUUGUAUUUAUAGAUUGCAAAUUUUUUAAGGAGCCAACACUUUCCACAGAGAGGACUUUAUUCUCAUGACCACUGAAGCCGGGAGAGGGAAGAGGAAUAUGUCACCACUGCUUGAUUUGUUUACUCCCACAAGAAAUUAUGUGGAGUCAGGCUUCUUCCCCUGAUGCUGGCUGGAAAUCAGGUGGGCUUGGCAUCUCUGUACAGUACAGGCCAGACACUGGGCUGAGAGCUGUGACUGGUUAGAUAGGCAAGUAUAACCUGACCAGAUUGGUUCUGGACUCACCGGAGUCCCCCUGUGGUUACUUCACAGCAUUCUGAAGACCUGUCCACCAAUCACAGGGCUCCUUACUGGGUGAAAAAAACGACUGCUAGACAUUGCCAGGAGUCCCUAGCAACACCACGGCUUUUGAAAUCUGGAGGGGGAGGCCGUGCAGUCAGCCGAUAGUAGAGGAGAGUGCUGAUGCCUCAGGAAAAGACGGCUCUCAGGAUGGACACCCCACCCUCUGAAGAACCCUUAGAUAAGCAAAACAAAAAUCUAGAAAACCAGGAAGAGGAGAUGGAGUUUAAGGAACUGGAUGGUCUGAGGGAAGCCUUGGCAAACCUCCGGGGACUGUCCGAAGAGGAGAAGAGUGAGAAGGCGAAGCUGUACUCCCGCAUCCAGGAGCAGUCCCAGCUCAUCUGCAUACUGAAGCGGAGGUCAGACGAGGCCCUGGAGCGCUGCCGGAUCCUGGAGCUGCUCAACACAGAGCUGGAGGAGAAGAGGAUGCAGGAUGCUGAGAAGCUGAAGGCCAAGAGCGAGCAGGCCCAGAGGCUGGAGGAACGCUUUAUGACCCUGGCAGCCAACCAUGAGUUGAUGAUCCGCUUCAAGGACGAACACAAAAGUCAGAACAUCAAGCUGAGAGAGGAGAAUGAGAAGCUGAGGAUGGAGAAUGACCACCUCUUCAGCCAGGCUCUGAAGGACCAGGAGGCCAAAGUAUUGCAGCUCACUGCCCGGAGUGAGGCCCUCACCAAGGAGCUGGAGUCUCUGAAACAGAGGAGCGCUCAGGAGGCCUGCCAGGCCCAGGCCCGAGAGAAGGAACUGCUGGAGCUGUUCCAGAGCCAGCAGGCCUGCGCCCACACCAAGGACACAGAGCAACUGCGCAACCAGCUGCAGAGCCUCAAGCAGCAGCACCAACAGGCCAUGGAGCAGAUGGCCAAGGCCGAGGAGGCACACAGCCAGCUGAACCAGGAGCUGCAGGCCAGGCUGCAGACCGUCACUUGUGAGAAAGACGAGCUGUUGCAGCUGUCCAUGGAGAGGGGCAAGGUGCUUCAGAACAAGCAAGCAGAGAUCCGCCAGCUUGAGGAGAAGUUGGAGACGGCCGAUGUGGCCAGGAGGCGUGCGCUAGAGCGGUUUGAACAAGAGGCAGUGGCCGUGGACAGUAACUUGAGAGUCCGGGAACUCCAGCGCAGGCUAGAUGGGAUCCAGAAGGCCUACGAUGAACUCAGGCUGCAGUCAGAAGCCUUCAAAAAGCACAACCUGGAUCUUUUAAGCAAGGAGAGAGAACUCAACGCCAAACUCCGCCAUCUCUUUCCAUAAGGAAGCUUCUGGUUCCUCUGGCCUCCAAUUUAGAAAUCAAGUAUUUGUGCCUUGUGGCAAGAGUAAAGAUGGGAUUCCAUUUAUUCUACUUUUAAGUACAAGAGACCACUCAAAGAAAAACUACUUUACUAUGACAUUGUUGUUGCCAUUGUCAGGAUAACACCAAUUUUCAGUCCUACCACCUAGAAUACACGAGAUUAACCAAAUUUCUUUCUGUGCCUUUGAAAUCUCCCUAAGUUUGCUAUCAGUAUCUCCACCUCCCCCAUAACUCAUUCAUUCUCAACCUCAGGUAUCUUCAUGUGUCCUAAGUUUUAAAAUUAGCAGCCAUUAUGGACUUGAGUGAAUCUUUUUUUUUUUUUUUAAUUUAUUUAUUUUUGGCUGUGUUGGGUCUUCAUUGCUGCACACGGGCUUUCUCUAGCUGUGGUGAGCGGGGGCUACUCUUUGUUGCGGUGUGUGGGCUUCUCAUUGUGAUGGCUUCUCCUGUUGCAGAGCACGGGCUCUAGGCACACAGGCUCCGUAGUUGUGGCUCGAGGGCUCUAGAGUGCAGUCUCAGUAGUUGUGGCACACGGGCUUAGUUGCUCCACGGCAUGUGGGAUCUUCCCGGACCAGGGAUCGAACCCAUGUCUCCUGCAUUGGCAGGCGGAUUCUUAAUCACUGAGCCGCCAGAGAAGUCCCCUUGAGUGAAUCUUAAAAGUGCAAUGGGAUGUGUUACUGUGAAAAGAAAAAACUAGCAUAAUUAGCCCUUGUAGAUAGGUAGGCUUGUAAUCUCCCGUAGUUGAGACUGUAAGCUAUAACAGUUAAUAGCAUAUUAAUAGCAUGGAUAACUUGCAGAAAAGUGUCUGAUUUUGCAACGGACCAAACAGUUGCUUGCUUCACCUGCUUUAUGGCAGUAUCCUUUCUAUUUUAUUUUAGUUGCACUAGCUCGGAGAACAGAAAUUGAGCUCAUUAAUUCUUUUCCAAAGUAGGCAAACUUUAUUAUAGUCAGUUAAAUUCUUUUCCAAAGUAGGCAAACUUUAUUAUAGUCAGUCUAUAUGAGCAAUAAGAUUCAAGUAAGUAAAAUCAACCCAUUUUAAUUUUUCCUGCAAGCUUAGAUCACAUUCCAUUUUCUUGUUUUUUCUCCUUAAUAAAAACAGGACUUAGAGGUACAAAAAAGCAAAUAUCAGUAGUUUCAUUUAAUAUUGCACAAUAUGCUAAUAGACAAAAGUCCCCAGUUUGGGGUAAUAGAUCAUAGCACACUGGAUAUGAUACCUAUAGCAACACAUAGUGAUUGUGUUUCUCUUAACAUACUUUCUUGCAACUCUUUCAUUUUAUAAAAAAACCCAUCUAAAUGGAAUGUAUAUAUGUAUACUUACCUCAUUUUUGUAGGAAUACUUAAAUGUGUAAUGAUAAAAACAGAUAAUAGUUAUUAUAUUUAUGCAAAGUUCUUAAAGAGGUAGAUGUAAAACUACACUUUAUGCUUCCUUAUUUCCCUGUAUUUAGUUGACAUAGAAGCAUUACUAUGAAUACUUCCCAAAAUAGAUUGCAGUGUAGUAUUUUUCUCACCCAUUUAGUGCCAAGAGUGCCAAGAGUUACCUAAUGAUUUGAAUUUAUUAAAAAAUAUUACUUGGUACCUUUUUAAUAAACAAUUUUAAGCAUCACUUGCCUUACCUAAAGUAAUUUUUAAAACCUAUUUUCUCACAGUUCUAUUAAGAUUGUGGUAUUAAAUACAAAUUCCAAGGAUCCACCUUGCUGGCAUGAAAGGACUAUUUACUUCCUCUUACACAUUACCAAGAAUCAGAAUAUAUAGGAGCUGAUUAAGGUUACCCUUUACUGAGUCCAUACUAUUUAUCAUUGAACUGAAGCACUUUCAAUAUAUUGUUUUAUUUAAUCCUUAGCAACACUGAAGAAGGUAAUAGUGUUCAUUUCUGUUUCAAAGAAGAGGAAAUUGAGAUUCAGCAAUUUGCUCAAGGCCAGUUGGUCCCUGGGGAGCCGGGAUUUUGAUGACAACAUCACACUGAAAGAUUUAUUGACUGUCUACUGAGUACCAAGCUCUGGGGGUGGGCACUGAGAAUAAGCAUGAAGAAGCAUGUUUUUUGCCCUGGAAGAGCUCCCACACAGUCUAGCCCAGGGGCAAAAGAGCAGUCACAUACAGUGUAAUGUGUUUUCACAAGGGGUGUUAUGAGAUCACAGCGGGUAAAACACACACACACACACCAGUUAAGAGCCUGAGGGUAAGGGUUGGGAUGGUAGAGAGGAUUGCCCGGGAUGACUAACACAGAAGUUGAUAUAUAAGCUGGUUCUUAAAUAACUAGUAGAAUUUUAUCAGAACAUUGUUUGAAGGAAUACCUGCGUGGGUGCUUGCUGUUCUAUCCAGCCCUCAUUGACUCAGAUACCUGUGGAGUAGCGGUGGCUUGGUCGGGGCAGGAAUGAUUCUCUGUUCCCCACUAUGACAAGAUGAAGAGAACUGGGCAGACAUUUGAGAUACUACCUCUUGGCACAUGAAUAAAGGAAAAAGGGCCACGACCCUAACUACUCUCCCCAAAGCUGACCAGAUGACUUGUCUUCAUUAUUAUUGGCCAAAAUUGGGCCAUAUGCAAAUACCCCAACCAAACAUCUUCAUGGGCAAUGUUGCCACCAUGACUGACUUGGACCAAUCAGGAUCUGCCUGGAUCCUGGAUAGGAUAGGAAUGAAGCCAAUCUCUGUGGUAUAUAGUACAUGGGGCUACCUGACAAAAGCAGGGCUUUGCCAGUGAGGUUGAAGGGAGAUGGAUGUUGGGUGGGCCACCAACAGUGUCUGCUGUACCACAUCUACUUAGAUUGACAGGGCUUUAUCAGGCAGGGAGUCUUUUUUUCUUUCAAUCUCAGCCUCUUAAAAAAGUUGUUGGAAUUUUGGGAGGUGGCCAAUAAUGGACUUUUCUAAUCAUUUGUCCAUCUCCUUAAGGACAAACUGGAUAUUAUUUUCCAAACAUUAAGAACAUCUUAUUAAAUGUAAGGGCCUAGGGCUACUUGAUGUUCUUUUCAAACCUUCUGUUUAUCCCAUUUGGCAAAAACUAAUCCAAGAAAAAAAUUUCCCCUUGGACAGAACUCCCUGGUCAUUCAUUACACAUUCAACUAACUACAAUGCCCCUUCUCCAACCCCCUCACUCCUCAGUUCAACAAAGGGACUUAUCCUAGCUAUUUGUCAGACUCUCCCUAUUUAAUGCUUCUAAUCCACUCUUAUUUGCACUGGUGUAAAAUAAUCUUCCCUUUCAUGUUUAAGAUGAUUCAUUACAGAAUUGUUUGUAAUAGCAAAAGAUUGGAAAUACCCUACAUACCAUCAAUAUGGAAACAAUUAAAUAAACUGUGGGCCCUCCAAACCUUGGAAUACAUUGCAAAUGCAAAAAAAAAAAAAAGAAAAAGAAAA